AUGGAAGACCCGGGAGGACCAGUCUGUGGCCAGCAGAGAGUCUAUAGCCGGAUUGUGGGUGGGGUCAAUGCCCUGAGAGGGGAGUGGCCCUGGCAGGCCAGCCUGCAGCUCCGUGGGGAGCACAUGUGUGGAGGGACCCUGAUCGGUGACAAAUGGAUUCUGUCAGCUGCUCACUGCUUCAUUGGGAAAGACACGACCAAGGACCCAUCCCCCUGGAAGGUGGUGCUGGGGCGUCUGCAGCUGAUUGGUGGCCCGUUACAGGGCGUAGUGCGGAACGUGUCCCACAUCAUCACCCAUGAGCAGUACAAAGACUACACCAAGGGCUUGGACAUCGCUCUGCUGCAGCUGGCUGAGCCUGUCUCCUUCAGCCGUGACGUAGGCCCCAUCUGCCUGCCCUACCCCAACCACCGAUUCGCCUUCGGGUCCCAGUGCUGGGCCACCGGCUGGGGCAGGGUGAAGGAGGACAUGACCCUCCCACCUCCCAAGCCUCUAAAGAAGGUGGAUCUGGACCUGCUCAGUGCAGAGACCUGCAACUGCAUCCACAAUAACCUGCGCCAGAAGGAGCUCUCCAGCCCUGCCGGGCCAGGGCUGAUCUGUGCCGGGUAUCAGAGUGGGGGCCAGGGGCCCUGCCAGGGUGAUUCCGGGGGGCCGGUGGUCUGCUCCGAGAAUGGGACGUGGUUCCAGGCUGGGAUCAUGAGCUUCUCAGUGGGCUGUGCCCAGCUCCACAGCCCCAUCCUGCUGACCGAGGUCACAGCCUACACUGACUGGAUCCAGAACCACACGAGGGGAGCCUCCUUCGCUGUCCAAACUGUGCCGCCCCCCUUCAGCAGCGACCAUGGAAAAUGCAGAGGCUGCGGGAAGCUGAAGGGACAUGAGCUGAGUGUCACUGCCAAGGGACCAUGGCCCUGGUACGUGAGCCUACAAUCUGGGGGGCAGCACGUCUGUGGGGGAGCACUGAUCUCCGAGAGCUGGGUGCUGGCAGCUGCUCACUGCUUCAUCGGGCGGCAGGACCCCACAGAAUGGACGGUGCUCCUGGGUGAGUGGCGGGAUGGGGCAGAGCCACGCUGGCAAGAAGAAAGGGGCCUCCAGAAGCUCAUCCUCCAUGCAGCCUACGUGAACGUGAUCGAGGGCUCUGACAUUGCGCUACUGAUGCUCGCCAAGCCAGUGGUGUUUGGGGAGAACAUCUGGGCUGUCUGCCUCCCCUAUGACACACACCGAUUCCAGCUUGGUAGCACCUGCUGGGUCAGGGGACGAGAGAAUGCUCGGGCACCCGCACCGCAGUCGCUACAGGGCAUGGAGGUGGAACUCAUGGGACCUGUUGCCUGUAACUGCACCUACAACCAGACCAGUUCAGCUGGUGAGGUGGCAUCCAUCCUCCCAGACAUGCUUUGUGCUGCUCAACAGGAGGAGAACACCAGCUGUGAGGGAGAUGAUGGGGGGCCUCUGAUUUGCAAUGAGAAGGGCACCUGGUUCCUGACUGGCCUCUCCAGCUUUGGCAAUGGCUGCGGGAGGAAGAGCCAGCCUGGGGUGUACACAGAAGUUAGAGCAUACGAGAAAUGGAUCAUGGACCUCACACGGGAUGGUUACUUUGCCAAGCAGCCCAUGCCAGUUCCAGCGGUCAUAGAAGAGGACAGAUGCCCAAUGAAGCCUACUCCAACUUCUGGUGGAGACGGGGAAAAGCCAGUGCCAACUAGCGGUACCACAAGAAGGGAAGGUUCUGGUGGAGAGGAGGAAAAGCCAGUGCCAACUAAUGGUGGUACCACAAGCGGGGAAGGUUCCGGUGGAGAUGGAGAAAAGCCAGUGCCAACUAGUGGUACCACAAGAGGGGAAGGUUCCAGUGAAGAGUGGGAAAAGCCAGUGCCACCUGGUGGUGUGACAGAAGAGGAAGGUUCCGAUGGAGAGUGGGAAAAGCCAGUGCCACCCGGUUGUGCCAAACGAGGAGAAGUUUCCAGCAGCAAGGGGCAGAAGUCAGUCCCACCUGGUUGUGCCAAACGGGGGGAAGGUUCCAGUGGCAAGGGGCAGAAGCCAGUGCCACCCGGUGGUGCCAAACGAGGGAAAGGGAAAAAAGUGAAGGGACACAAAGGAAAGAACCAUAUCUCUUAG
Molecule: messenger RNA, 2103 nt
Organism: Gopherus evgoodei (Goodes thornscrub tortoise)
Lineage: Eukaryota; Metazoa; Chordata; Testudines; Testudinidae
Product: serine protease 53-like
Exons: 17
Coding region: 1-2103 (700 amino acids)
Biological process (GO): proteolysis
Molecular function (GO): serine-type endopeptidase activity
Source: RefSeq, a predicted model, not a curated record